AUGAGUGACACAGCACUUGUGGUACUUCGCUCCAGGAAGGACAUCAGCACAGCGUGGCUUGAGGAACUACUGAAACAAAGGCUAAAAUCUAACGUCGAAGUCAUAUCAUGGACAUCAAAACCCCCAAGUACAAAGAAUUAUUUCAUGAGCGAGAUGUGUUUCGUUCAAGUGACUUUCAAAGGCCCAAAUCACCCAACAGAAGAGAGGUCUUUGGUCGUCAAAUUUGCUCCGACUGCACAGGAUGCAAUUGAAUUCAUGAAGAAUGGGAACCUCGCAAGGAAGGAGAUUGAGUUUUACAAAUUUGUCUUAACGGAUGACUUCCGACUUUUCUGCGAGAAGAGCGGCCUGAAGAAUCCAGUCCCAGAUGUGUACUGGGCGGAUUUGAAAAUAACGACGACUUUUGAACAGAAUUCCGACAUCCAGUCCCCAUACGUUAUUCAUGCCUGUGGAGUUGCUACCAUAAAGAAGCAUGGAAGGGAGUACCUGGAUGUUCCCUCUGGAGACUUUCUCGACACCGCUGUAAAGAUAGGCCUUGACAGAGAAGUGGAAAUGUUCAAGGGAACACGCACAGCAGAAACUUUAAGGGCAUUAUACUCCUUAAGGGAAGAGAUGAUUGAUACAAGAUCUCCACUAUUCGAGACGUUGAUCCACGGAGAUUUGUGGACAGGCAACGUCAUGUUCUCUGGAGACAACACGAGCGCCGUCAUCCUUGAUUGGCAGUUUGCUUCAGUUGACAACCCUGUGUGUGACAUUCUUUCCCUGUUGUUGAUGAGCAGCCAUCCUGUGGUGUAUGAGCAACACCUGAAUGACGUUCUACGGAGCUACUGGCAGAGUCUGACUGAAGCUUUGGAAAAGAAUGGAGCUUCAGUUGAUUGCACUUUUGAAGAUCUGUCCCGCUGUGUUGAAGAAAUGUGGAUGUAUGGUUUCAUGUUUUUUACAGCAAGUUUGCCGGAUUUACUGGAUAACAAUAUAACUGCUUUGCACCGAGGCCAAAAUGCCGUAAAGUUUCUAGAGCAGAAGAAGGUACUGUCAAAGUUUCUCCAGUCCCAUGGAAAAGAAAUGGCAUAG
Molecule: messenger RNA, 1068 nt
Organism: Penaeus vannamei (Pacific white shrimp)
Lineage: Eukaryota; Metazoa; Arthropoda; Malacostraca; Decapoda; Penaeidae
Source: RefSeq, a predicted model, not a curated record